This is a messenger RNA of Microthlaspi erraticum, 915 nucleotides long. The record is from the annotation of a GenBank genome assembly. NCBI's taxonomy places the organism in Eukaryota, Viridiplantae, Streptophyta, Magnoliopsida, Brassicales, Brassicaceae.
AUGAAUGAUGGAUCCUCAUCAUCAUCAUCAAGCAAAAAGAUGGACGUUGAAGUGUUAGUAGAUGAAUCCUACUUCUCUGCUUUAUUCGACUACGAUGAAGUUUUCCCAAUCUCCGACGAACACUACGCGACGGAGCUUCAUCUCCAAGAAGCUCUCUUCUCUUCCUUAAUUCCAACGGUGGAGAUUCAUCAACACCGUCUCCAACUCCAAAGGAACGUCACCACCACGUUGGUCAAGCAGGAACCAGUUGAGGUCAAAAUCGAGAACGAAUCCUCCGAGGCAUCCAGAAGGCUAUGCAUGAUCUGCAUGGACGAAAAACCUAUCUCCGACAUCUUCAGAGGAACUACCACCUGCAAUCACUCGUACUGCACCGAGUGCACCAUCCGUUACGUGGCGACCAAGAUCAAAGAAAACUCGUCGAGGAUCAAAUGCCCUGACGUGGAGUGCACGCGACUGAUGGAGCCGUACACGUUUCGAGAUCUGAUCCCUAAGGACGUGUUCGAUCGCUGGGAGAAAAUCUUGUGCGAGUCGUUGAUCUCGUCGUGGGACAAGUUCUACUGUCCGUUCAAAGAUUGCUCGGCGAUGAUGGUGGGUGAUGGAAGCAAUGCUAACGUGACGCAGACGGAGUGUCCUUCUUGUCACCGGCUCUUCUGCGUGCAGUGUAAGGUGACGUGGCAUGCGGGGGUUGGCUGUGAGGAGUUCCAGAGGUUUGGGAACACGAAGAAGAAGAUUAGCGAUGAAGGAGAUGCUAUGCUGAUUCAGAUGGCGAAGAAUAAGCAUUGGAGGAGGUGCCCUAGUUGCAAGUUCUACGUCGAGAAAAGAGAUGGCUGUGUGCAUAUAAGUUGCAGGUGUGGAUUUCAGUUUUGCUAUGGUUGUGGAUUGGCGUGGGUUUCUCAUCACGUUCCUCAAACCUAA